GCCUUGCCAAGUGGACCUAUUGAACAAGAGACUGACGUCGUGCAAGUGUGGACUCGCAUGAGCGUCUCUAAAUGCAUCCAAUAAGCAACUGUCAAGCAAGACCCAGCACAAGUGACACACCCUCUUAGCUGCGUAUACCAUAUCUUACGCCUCACGCGACUCCGAUCACAAGAGACUGCCUGGAAACAUGCCUGGGCAAUGGGUUCUGGACGAUUCCCAGAGUCUGUACUACCUCGAGAGCGAGGAUGUGCCAGGGAAAGUCUCUACCGAGCAACUACAACGGCCUCUUUCGCAGGGAGAUGAGGCAGAAUUUCGACAUCCGGACAAAUCUUCAACUACAUAUCAACAGCGCGUACCUAUUCGACACCAAAACAAGACGGCGCGUUGGGGAUCGACCGUCACGGCUUCAGACUCGACACCGCCUUCGUUCAAGCGUCCGCGACUGUCUUCUGAGGGCGACUUGCUGCGACAGCCAUUUGCGUCUGGCUCAGCUCAUGACUCUUCGCUCUUGGAUUGGGAUCGGGAUAUACGGAUGACAAAUGACGAUGCCUUCUCAACUCCCGCAUCUACCGCGACAGCCGCGACGACAAAUACAACUGCAACCGGUGUUUUCGCUCCCACAUUACCGCCUGUCCUGGAAAUAUCACGACACCACCGCGCGCGCAGUCUGGAGAGUGCGAGCACCAUUAGCAACCACAGACACACCGAACGUGCCGCGCGCGCGAAUCGCCACGACGAGUGCGACAAAUCCCAGAAGGAGGCGCAGCAAGCCAUCACGCGGGCCCUCGCGCGCCUGGAUCGGGCCACGCUGUUCGACUACACCUUCGCGCACCCUCUGUCCAGCCUGAACCUGAUCAUGGGCUUCAACACCAGCCUGCCGAAGUCCCGGCUGGACACGUACAUUACGGCGCUGAGGCAGCUGCUUCGGUGUUCAGCGGAACGGUGUAUUUUGAGCAACGAAUUACAACGCGCUAUCACUGCCGAAGGCGUGCUGUGGGUGGUCCGCGAGGCGUGGCCUGCAGCCGAAGGGUACUGGAAUUUGACGGCUACCUUUCGAGGCUUCCUCCACGCCGAGCUCUGGCGCAACUUCCCCUGCCAGCGCUCAUACAACCAGCUACCCCCGGCAUACCGUCCGACGCGGGCGCAGCUGUCGGUCCCGCACUCGCCCAUGAUCGACUGGAUGCCGUGGCCGGACGUGCGCGACAUGGCGAUCAUGUACCAGGACCAGAUCGACGUGGACGCGCUGUUCCGGAUGGCCAUCCACAACGUGGUCGCGCACCGGAAGAGACGGCCGCGCGGACGGACGAAGACCCAGUCUUCCUCGCUACCCACCAUGACAUCUUCCUCUUCGCUCCUCAGGAAAGACGACGACGACGACGGCCGCAGCGCCACAACAACAACUCCCAUCUAUCGAAACCCAGACCCCGCUGCCGCCGCCACCGAGCAUGACGACGACAACGACAACGACAACGCGAACGACAAAACCUCCUUUCGCGUGUGGGACCUGGUGUGCCUGGAAAAGGCGCACGGGACGAACCCGCUGGCCGAGCCUGGGCUGGACAAGAAGCCGGUGCUGCGCUCGCCGGGCGUGCGUGCCCUGCUGCGCGCCUACGACCUCGAGUACGACGAGUUCGACACGCAGAAGCUGGACGACUGCUUCUUCGAGGCGUACCCGUGCCUGUACGCCGACACGGCCGCCUCGGCCUGGAAGGUCAAGAGCUUCCCGAGCCUGCCGCACGAGGACGUCGGGCGGCCCGUCGCCCUCACGCAGCCGGCGGUGUUCCGGCUCAAGGCGCGCAUUGAGGCCAUGAUCGGGGCCGAGAUUGAGAUAUAG
Messenger RNA from Cladophialophora immunda, 1834 nucleotides. RefSeq lists its product as uncharacterized. The transcript is spliced from 3 exons. The coding region runs from base 188 to 1834 and encodes 548 amino acids. Lineage: Eukaryota; Fungi; Ascomycota; Eurotiomycetes; Chaetothyriales; Herpotrichiellaceae. The record is from RefSeq and is a predicted model, not a curated record.